Messenger RNA from Camelus dromedarius (Arabian camel), 3692 nucleotides. RefSeq names its product family with sequence similarity 193 member B (gene FAM193B). The record is from RefSeq and is a predicted model, not a curated record. The coding region runs from base 783 to 3308 and encodes 841 amino acids. The transcript has 13 exons. Gene Ontology annotation, cellular component: nucleus; cytoplasm. Lineage: Eukaryota; Metazoa; Chordata; Mammalia; Artiodactyla; Camelidae.
CGCCGGAGCCCCCGCCGCCGCCGAGCCUGGAAGCGGGAGCGGGUGCAGGGCCCCCAGAGGCGCUGGCGGAGCCUGACCGCGCCGGCCCCAGGGAGGAGGACGAGCCCAAGCUGGCACCCGUCCCCCAGGCAGCCCACCCAGACCCUCAGAUCCCUGGGUUUGGCGAAUCCUGCUGAGAGUGAGCAGUAGGAGGACUCUCCAAAGCUUCCAGCUUGCCACCUGGAAGAAGGUCACUUUCUUUUGAGCAGAGGAGAUAAUAGGAGGUACCCUGCCAGUGUUCACUGCCAAGCCCGGGUGGCAUGAGCCACAGUUGCUCUGGGAGGGUUGUGGCACCUGGGGCUGGGUGGCUCGCCCUAAGCUUGCUCUGACGAAAGAGUUUUGAGUUGGUUUUUUGGCUGAGCCUGCCAAAGAAGGCAGGCUCCUGCAGGAGUCUUGGAGGGUCGGAUGCAGCGCCGGAUGAGGAUGAGGCGUGGCGGAAGAUGCGUUUGGCUCUGCAGACACUGCAUCGGGCAGCAGGGGACUCUGGGAGGCUGGUGCAGCCAGAAGGCAUGGCUCUUGACAGCCUUCUAGUAGAAUCUCUGGAAUUGUGCAUGACAGAAGAGGAAAGAAACUAACGGGUAUUGAGCACCUACUGUGUGCCAGGCCCAGGCCAGGUCCCCCCCACCUCCAGCCAGUCUGUGCAGACUUGCUGCCUGCUGUGUCACCGGGAACGCAAAGGCUGGGAAGAAGGCCCUUCCCAAAACGGACUGGUGUUGCAGGGUGAGAAGCUGCCCCCUGACUUCAUGCCAAAGCUCGUCAAGAAUCUCCUAGGCGAGAUGCCUCUGUGGGUCUGCCAGAGCUGCCGAAAGAGCAUGGAGGAAGAUGAAAGGCAGACAGGUCGAGAACAUGCAGUGGCGAUCUCCUUGUCACACACAUCCUGCAAAUCACAGUCCUGUGGAGGUGACUCUCAUUCCUCUUCAUCCUCCUCCUCAUCGUCCUCGUCCUCAUCCUCGUCCUGCCACGGGAACUCAGGGGACUGGGAUCCCAGCUCGUUCCUGUCAGCACAUAAGCUCUCGGGCCUCUGGAACUCCCCGCACUCCAGUGGGGCCAUGCCGGGCAGCUCACUCGGGAGUCCUCCUGCCAUCCCUGGUGAGGUUUUCCCCAUCUUGGAGCACCACCGGCACUCAGACCUCACUGCUCCACCUAACAGCCCCACCGGCCACCACCCCCAGCCAGCGUCGCUAAUCCCAUCUCACCCCGGAUCCUUUGGCUCACCACCCCACCCACACCUGCUGCCCACCACCCCGGCAGCACCUUUCCCUGCCCAGGUUUCAGAAUGCCCUGUUGCCGUUGCUGCCGCCCCCCACACCCCAGGGCCAUGUCAGAGCCCUCACCUUCCCUCCACCAGCAUGCCGCUCCUGAAGAUGCCUCCGCCGUUCUCGGGUUGCAGCCACCCCUGUAGUGGGCACUGCAGCGGGCACUGCGGUGGGCCGCUCCUCCCGCCACCCAGCUCCCAGCAGCUCCCUAGCUCUCACAGCAGGGACCCCGGGUGCAAGGGGCACAAGUUUACCCACAGUGGCCUGGCCUGCCAGCUGCCCCAGCCCUGCGAGGCAGAUGAGGGGCUGGGCGAGGAGGAGGACAGCAGCUCAGAGCGUAGCUCCUGCACCUCGUCCUCCACCCACCAGAGGGAUGGGAAGUUCUGUGACUGCUGCUACUGUGAGUUCUUCGGCCACAACGCGCCACCCGCUGCCCCGACGAGUCGGAAUUAUACUGAGAUCCGGGAGAAGCUCCGUUCGCGGCUGACCAGGCGGAAAGAGGAGCUGCCCAUGAAGGGGGGCGCCCUGGGCGGGAUCCCUGGGGAGCCCGCCGUGGACCACCGAGAUGUGGAUGAGCUGCUGGAAUUCAUCAACAGCACGGAGCCCAAAGUCCCCAACAGCGCCAGGGCCGCCAAGCGGGCCCGGCACAAGCUGAAAAAGAAGGAAAAGGAGAAGGCCCAGUUGGCAGCAGAAGCUCUAAAGCAGGUGAAUCGUAGUGUUUCUGGAAGCCAGGAGCUGAGGCCUGCCAGGGAGAGGCUCUUGGAGUGGCCCGACCGGGAGCUGGAUCGGGUCAACAACUUUCUGAGCAGCCGUUUACAGGAGAUCAAGAACACUGUCAAGGACUCCAUCCGCGCCAGCCUCAGUGUGUGUGAGCUCAGCAUGGACAGCGAUGGCUUCUCUAAGGAGGGGGCCGCUGAGCCCGAGCCCCCAGGUCUGCCCCCCUCAAACCUCAAUGGCUCCUCAGAGCAACGGCCUGACAUCAACCUUGACCUGUCCCCUUUGACUUUGGGCUCCCCUCAGAACCACAUGUUACAAGCUCCAGGCGAGCCGGCCCCACCGUGGGCAGAAAUGAGAAGUCCUCACCCACCGUGGAUGGAGGUGAGGGGCCCCCCUCCCGGAAUCACCCCUGAGAAUGGGCUAGUAAGGAGACUCAACACUGUGCCCAGCCUGUCCCGGGUGAUCUGGGUCAAGACACCCAAGCCAGGACACCCCAGCUCUGAGGAGCCAAGCCCCAAGGAGGUCCCCAGUUGCAAGCAGGAGCUGCCUGAGCCAGUGGCCUCAGGUGGGAAGCCGCGGAAGGGCAAGAGACAGGGCAGUCAGGCCAAGAAGAGUGAAGUGAGCCCAGCGCCCCAGUCCCCAGCCUGCCUGGAGGCUCCCAGUGGCAAGGGCCAGAUCCCCAACCCCAGGCAGCCAGGCAAGGCCCCAGAGCCUCCCAAAGUGGGCACCUGUGCCGAGGCUGGAGAGGGGAACCGGGGGACCCGACCAGGACCAGGCUGGGCUGGCAGCCCCAAAGCUGACAAGGAGAAGGGCAGCUCCUGGCGAAACUGGCCAGGCGAGGCCAAAGCUCGGCCUCGGGAGCAGGAGUCUGUGCAGCCCCCGGGCCCAGCAAGGCCGCAGAGCUUGCCGCAGGGCAAGGGCCGGAGCCGCCGCAGCCGCCACAAGCAGGAGAAGCCAGCCUCCUCCUGGGACGAUGUGUUCCUGCCCAAGGACGUGGACGGGGUGGAGAUGGAUGAGACCGACCGGGAGGUGGAGUACUUCAAGAGGGAGAGCUGCUCCAGACCCACCCGGCUCUCCCACCGGCCUGUGUGCUGCAACGCAGGCAGCCGAGAUGAUCCCGCAGGACAGGUCACCUGGGAAAGUACAAGGGACGGAAAGCAGGAGGCGUGUCAGGCCCCAAGAACCAGGGCUUUCUCCAGGUUCUGUUUGGAUUCUGCAAAGCAGACACGUCAGAAGGUUGCUGUGAACUGGACCAACUUCAGCCUCAAGAAAACCACUCCCAGCACAGCUCAGUGAGCCUCUGCCAGAUGAGCUUCUUCAGGGUGUUCUGAGACCCCGACUGCCAGCUGAAGGUCUACAGUUUUCUCCUCCACAUCCCCACCCACCUGCCCGAGACUUCCCCAGUCCCUGCCAUCUCGGACCAACCAAAAGCUGAACGGAUGCCACGCGUGCUGGGGCCCCUCAGGACCUUUGCAGAGCGCUUCCUGGUGCUACGCGGCCUCCACACUUGAGAGCCCCGGGGGCUGGGCUGGCCUGUGGGCUUGGGGGCUGAUGGUACUGCUGGCCCAACACUGCUCUUUGUGUUUGGUUUUUUAUUUUACUUUUUUUUUUUCUCAAUUCUUUACUUUUGAUACUGUGAAGAUCUUUCCUGCCGAAAGAUAAAGCAACAUUUGGACACAG